Messenger RNA from Adineta ricciae, 786 nucleotides. NCBI's taxonomy places the organism in Eukaryota, Metazoa, Rotifera, Eurotatoria, Adinetida, Adinetidae. The record is from the annotation of a GenBank genome assembly.
AUGCAAACAUCAUCUUCGAUUGUACUCGAUUUAGAUCAUACAUUCGAUAGCGAAUCAUUUCAUGUUUUGCCUAAUAGUAAUCUUUCAAUAACAUUUCGUUUUUUACGGCCUGGUGAUCAAUCUGAAGUGAAAUCCCUCUGUGUCGAUUGGUUUCCAGUCGAAUAUCCUGACAAAUGGUACGAUGACAUCGUUCACAACAAGAAAUAUUUCUCCUUAGCAGCAUGUGAUGUUUAUACUCAGCAAAUUCUCGGCCUAAUCGUUGCAACUGUUCUUCCACUUGGAAGUUGUAAUAAUGAAGAUCGUCAAAUUCUGCAUAAAAUAUUCUCCUUGACAACGUCCGUUUGCUACAUCCUCAUCUUAGGUGUUGUCAAAGAAUAUCGACGGCAAGGUCUGGCUAACCUUCUUCUCGAAAAUCUAUUGAAUACAUUAGCAAGAUACGAAACAUGUAAAGCUGUUUAUCUACAUGUUUUAUAUUCGAAUAAAUCAGCAAUACAAUUUUAUCAAUCAAAAUUAUUCCAAUAUCGCACACAUCUACCGUAUUAUUAUUUAAUUAAAGGCGAACAUUUCGAUGCGUAUUGUUUUGUUCGUUAUAUCAAUGGUGGUUAUCCUCCGUUUACUCUGUCCGACUUCCUGACGAAUAUGUGGAUGCGUUUAACGAAAGCAAGUCCUUGUCGGUUGCUCAAUACACUGAGAUAUUUUUUGGCAGAUAGAUUUUUGUUUCUGAAUACUAAUAAACGUUUAUUAUCAUCUUCAUCGUCGUAUAAACAACUGUCGCGUAUUGUCUAA